Molecule: messenger RNA, 2469 nt
Organism: Aspergillus bombycis
Lineage: Eukaryota; Fungi; Ascomycota; Eurotiomycetes; Eurotiales; Aspergillaceae
Exons: 5
Coding region: 1-2469 (822 amino acids)
Source: RefSeq, a predicted model, not a curated record
AUGGCGCCCACGGGUUCUCGCAAGAGAGUAAAGUCCAUUCCGUCAGUUGCGGACUCACAAUCGUCAAACGAUGGAACGACAUUACCGUCGAAAGACAGAGGACGCUCGGGCUCACUGAAACAAGGGGGUAGUGGAAACUGGUACCCAGGAGCCUGGCCCGUUUCCAAAUCAUCUAAAGCGGCCCCAGUUACCGAGGUUGCCCGUGAGAGCAUCUCGGUUGCCCAAAACGUAGCUUCAAGCCUUACUUCCUCGCCAGUGUCGCAGCUUGCUUCUCCUAAACACCCUCGACAUCCUUCUCUACAACUUACUAGAAAAGUUGGCGCUUCGAGUCGCUCCCUUCCUGCCAACGCCACCACCACUCGAAUCAACAUCGCAUCCGAUGGCACCGCGUCUUCACCAGCAAUAGAAACCCUGCCCAACCCUACUGCCUCAGCAACUGAGUCAACAAAUAAGGAAUCGUCAAAUGACGAAAGCGCCGGCACGGGAGGAAACGUUGAUAACGAUCAAUCGAAUGUUGCGACUGAGACAAAUGCAGGGUCUGGGGAGGUAGAAGCGAGUCAGGAACAAGCGCUGUCGCAGCCAAGUGGGUGGUUUUCAUGGGUCUGGGCCCCUUCCAGGAUUGAAAACCCUCCCGAUAACAUCCCGGAAGAUUCAACUCCAGCCCCAGCGGACAACACCGUGGGAAAUCAGACGUCAAAAGAGGAGGACGCUGCACCUGCCAAUCAAGAUCAAGCAGAGGAAACAAAGCCUCCUGAAACAGCAGAGAUUGACGACACAGCACAAAAGCGAUCCUGGCUCCAGAUGUGGUACGGCUCCUCAUCCUCGAAGGGUUUAGAAGAACCCUACUGUGAGAACCCGCCAGCAGCAGAUGGACCAAUACCCUCUACUGAUACACCACCUACAUUAAAUGAAAAUGUAAACGAGCCCAUUGCAGAUAUUCCAGCAGAUGCACCUUCUAAAAGUGCUAAACCAUCAGGCUGGUCUUUCUGGUUCAGAGAGACUUCACAAGACGCUUCGCAGGUGAAGUCCCAGGAAGUACAGUCCGUUGAAGCUUCUACUGCCCAGGAUUCCAUAAUAAAGAAAUCCAACGAUGAUCCCGAAUCCGAGCCGGAACAAAAGGCAGAGCUCUCGAAGAAGGGAACUCUUAAGAUAAAAUCUCCUAAGAGCAGUUCUGUUCUUCCUGAACAGAUUGUUCCUGGGCCAGAAUCCAACUCCACUGCUUCUGCAGUGAACGCGUCCGAAGCAACAGCUUCAAAGCAUCUACAGAAGAUUUUACCUAACCAGGUCCUCCCGCGUUUCAGAGACACUUUCGCUUUGCAAGAGAAGCCUAGUCUGUUACAGACGAUAGGGCGAUUCUUGCACUACAGCAAGGAGCCAGACAAUAGACAUGUUUACAUGAUUAAGGACCCACCACCCAUCAAAAGAGCAUUGGCCAUAGGAAUACACGGGUACUUCCCUGCCCCGUUAAUUCGGAGUGUCCUUGGUCAACCGACUGGUACAUCUAUCAGAUUUUCGAACAUGGCUGCAGAUGCUCUUAAAAACUGGGCAGAUGAUCAUGCAUAUACGUGCGAUAUUGAAAAGAUAGCGUUAGAAGGCGAAGGUCGCAUUGCUGAACGAGUUGAUUUAUUGUGGAAACUAUUGCUCAAUUGGAUGGAAAAGAUAAGGCAGGCUGACUUCAUACUGAUUGCAUGCCACAGUCAGGGUGUUCCUGUUGCAAUAAUGUUGGUUGCGAAGUUAAUAUCCUUUGGAUGCCUUAACGCUGCGCGGGUCGGUGUAUGUGCCAUGGCCGGUGUUAACAUGGGGCCUUUCUCCGACUAUCGAUCACGAUGGAUUAGUGGAUCUGCUGGUGAGCUUUUUGAAUUUGCAUUGCCUCACAGCCAAGUUUCAAAGAAUUAUGAGGCAGCGCUCAAAGCGUCUCUCGAUUUCGGUGUACGGAUCUCCUAUAUAGGGAGUAUCGAUGACCAACUCGUUUCUCUAGAGUCAUCGCUAUUUUCGCCGGUGGCUCAUCCGUAUGUUUACCGAGCAGUAUUUGUCGACGGUAGAGUACAUGCUCCAAGUUUCCUAUCACAUUUGGUCGGGUUUGCUCUAAAGCUUCGAAAUCUUGGGCUCCCAGAUCAUGGCCUCAUCCGCGAAUUGAGUUCGCCUUUAGCAGGUAGUCUGUAUAGUGGCGAAGGCCACUCACGUCUCUAUGAUGACGAGGCUGUGUAUCGGUUAGCUAUUGAAUUCGCUCUAGAAACGUCGAAUGUCCAAGAUGCAACGCUUAGCAUCAAGCGAAGCCCCCCUGCUUCGUCAGUGAAUCCUUACAUCCUCCCGUUCGCCAUGCGCGGCCUCCUUGAGGAAGAGUACGUCCGACGCGAGCUUUACGAAGAAACAAUGGAACUGCUACGACAGUUUGACGACUGGAAACCGACCAGCAAGGUUCUAAAGGAUGUAAAGUUCCGAUUAGAAGGAAUCCGCUCAAAGCUCUAG